Alternaria rosae is the source of this 1183-nucleotide messenger RNA. RefSeq lists its product as uncharacterized. The transcript has a single exon. Bases 211 to 840 code for a protein of 209 amino acids. Lineage: Eukaryota; Fungi; Ascomycota; Dothideomycetes; Pleosporales; Pleosporaceae. The record is from RefSeq and is a predicted model, not a curated record.
AGGGUGAUUAAGAGACUGCUGACGAUCUAGAUAAUACCAAAAGGCUGCGUUGCGAAGAUCGCUGUCUUGCUGGUCGAUUUCAGGGAACGCUGAGUUGAGAGGGCAAGCCAUGAAGUUUACACUCAGGCUCAGCGAGUACGGUGGCUCCAUCAAGAGCCAAUGACGAGAUUGCCUGCAGCUCUUGCAUAAACCAACCCACUUCAUACUGAUAUGGCCUGCGCGAAUUGCAAUCUGGCCCUACGGGUCUGGUGUCUCAAGGUGGGCGAUGAUAGGGCCUCUCGUAUACUAACUUCCACGGCGGGAUUGAGUGCGUACACAUUUCUACAUACAUCUUGCAGUGCGAAUAUACCUCGCCCCCGCGGUUGCCGACAGACUUCUCACGGAGAAGACCGCAAGAAGCAACUCCUGCAGUCAGCUCUAGGCCUUUACCCCAGGUCUUUCGUCCACCAAGCGAUCCUCCCGCACCGGUCAAAUACUGUGCGUCAUGGUAGCGGGUCGUUUCGACCCAUUUCAUCCUGUCUGACCGGUCUAAUCUGCAAGUGCCGAUGCGACCUGCUCUCCAACUUUUCCUGUCGGCUUCCAGUUUUGCAGAGCCACUCACCAGUCACAUCGCGCGCAAGACGAUAUCAAACGUCAUUAUCAUGGGACGAUCUGCCAGCCGGGCAAGUUGGCGAUGGCAAAGACAUGAUGUUUAUGACCAAAACAGUGGGUUUCGACACAACUCACUGCAGUAGUCUCUACAUGCGGCCGCACACUAGACAAUCAAGAGUCGCCCGUGCUCGUCGGAACGGCGUCCCAUCUACUGAAUUUCAUGGCUUUUACAUCUGGAGGUGGGGUUAAAUCAGGGGUUAGCCUGUCGUCCAUUAGCGUUAUACCAGCUUUAUCCCUGGUGCUUCGCGGAUUGACAAACACCACGGCACAGCGGCAAAGCGAACGCGAUUGUACGCACGCAUCGCAGCUUCGACAUUGAUUAAGGCAAGCCUCGGGGUCAUACUCCCCAUUCAGCUCCUGCCAGUUUGAACAUGUCGAUCCUGAUCACGUCAACGGCCUAAAACCUGACCGAACAAAUGUCUUCAGAUCUCAAGAUGCUCCAGGGACUGGCGUACUCCCCACACAGUGGAUACAUCGGCCCGCUUCUCACCAGAUUCCUCUGAUCUGGCCUCUCAUGCUUCCCUUGCGUAUC